Molecule: messenger RNA, 998 nt
Organism: Eruca vesicaria subsp. sativa (arugula)
Lineage: Eukaryota; Viridiplantae; Streptophyta; Magnoliopsida; Brassicales; Brassicaceae
Source: the annotation of a GenBank genome assembly
CAGAGAAGGAGAAAUAGAGACUCCGAGAAAGGUCAUCCGUGAAGAUUUGUUCGCAUCUGAUUCCUCCGAUCUGUCAUGGCUAAGGGGUUUCACUAACAACGCUCAGAGAUUUCGUUGGGUGAAGGAGGGAGAUAGAUAGAUUAUAUCUUUUCACAUCCUUUCAUCGUCUCGAGUAAACGUGUAUAAAGUCUCACACUUUGGAGAAAACUUCAUUCUGAGAAGAUAGAAAAAUGGCAGAUGGGAUAUCAAGCUUUUGGGGUCCCGUGACUUCCACCAUAGAGUGUUGUGAGAAGAACUACGCCUACUCCUCCUACAUCGCAGAGUUCUACAACACCAUCUCCAACAUCCCUGGAAUCUUACUCGCUCUCAUUGGUCUCAUCAAUGCCUUAAGGCAACAUUUUGAGAAGAGGUUCAGCAUUCUCCACAUAUCAAACAUGAUCCUCGCCAUAGGCAGCAUGCUUUACCAUGCCACUUUGCAGCACGUGCAACAACAGAGCGAUGAGACGCCGAUGGUGUGGGAGAUACUUCUCUACAUGUACAUCCUUUACUCACCGGACUGGCAUUACAGAAGCACUAUGCCUACUUUUCUCUUCCUUUAUGGUGCUGCCUUUGCUGUUGUCCACGCUUUCCUCAGGUUUGGGAUCGGUUUCAAGGUCCAUUACGUGGUUCUUUGUCUUCUCUGCAUCCCUAGGAUGUAUAAGUACUAUAUUUACACUGAGGACACUGCGGCUAAAAGGAUUGCCAAGUGGUAUGUUGCGACGAUUCUUGUGGGGAGUGUUUGCUGGUUCUGUGACCGUGUUUUCUGUAAGAGGAUAUCUCAGUGGCCUGUGAACCCUCAGGGACAUGCUCUGUGGCAUGUGUUUAUGAGUUUUAACUCGUACUGUGCGAACACGUUCUUGAUGUUCUGUCGUGCUCAGCAACGUGGAUGGAAUCCAAAGGUUAAGUACUUUCUGGGAGUUCUUCCUUACGUCAAGAUUGAGAAGCCAAAAGCACAAUGA